ACACGGCUUGGGAGCCUAUCACGCCUCACACUCCCAGCCAUGCAGCCACUCAGUCUCAUGCUUCUUGCUCUCCUUGUGUGUGCCAGGGGUGCCCGCUCUCAUCAGCCAGGGGAAGAGCUGUCAGACAACUUUCUGGAGGUGCCACCUAGUUACCAGGAUCCACAGACGGAUGAGACAAGUUUUAUGUCACAACCGACAGCUGAUGAGAAGACGGCGCUGAAUGCUUUGCUGAGGACAAUUCUUCACAACAGAUCUGCCCGGAGCUCCUUUCUCUUUCAGCCCCAGAGAUUUGGUAGAGACGAGCGAAGUUCGAUGUUAGGAGACAGCAGGAUCCACUCACGAGGCUGGGAUUCCAUGGCGCCUCAGUUCUGGAGCAUGGCCGUACCCCAACGCUUUGGGAGGAAGAAAUGAAAGUUCACAAGACAUUCAUGCUGGCUAUUCCAUUCAUGGCUAGGACAGGUUACAAUGGAUGAGGAGCUUGUGGAGCAGGAAAGGAAACAUGAGCUUUGGCAGAACCAUGUCCCAAAUACUCACUGCCACAUCUAACAGUCAAUUUGUUUGUAAAUAUACCAAAUUACCUUACUUGUUUAGUCAGAAAGUGCCCACUCCCUUUUGUCAUGGCAACUCAAGGAUACAGGCUUUUGUAUUGCUCUCCUAUCAUGCACACAGCCCUGGGGGACCCAUGGGUGCAGUUUGGCACCAUCAGCCUACAUGUGCAAACCCUUUCUCCUGCUCUUGUUAAUAAAAUCAUGUGUUGACUAAUGUG
Messenger RNA from Xenopus tropicalis (tropical clawed frog), 766 nucleotides. RefSeq names its product neuropeptide FF-amide peptide precursor (gene npff). Bases 40 to 411 code for a protein of 123 amino acids. The transcript has 3 exons. Gene Ontology annotation, cellular component: postsynapse. The record is from RefSeq and is a predicted model, not a curated record. NCBI's taxonomy places the organism in Eukaryota, Metazoa, Chordata, Amphibia, Anura, Pipidae. Gene Ontology annotation, molecular function: neuropeptide hormone activity; signaling receptor binding.